AAAUGACGACAAACGGGUUCGAUCCAUUCGAGUGGCGUUCAUUCUACUUCCCAGGAAUGAGCCGUGAAGAGGCUCACAAGUUGCUCGGCGAGCCACAAGUAUCGAUCGGCACCUUCCUAAUGCGGGAUAGCUCACGCCCCGGUGAAUAUUCACUGACAGUACGUGAAGCCGACGAGGGAAAUGCCGUUUGUCAUUAUUUGAUUGAAAGAGGAGAACCGAAAGAAGAUGGAACUGCUGCAGCUGGCGUGAAAAUCGCGAAUCAGUCGUUUCCAGACAUUCCGGCGUUGUUGAAUCAUUUUAAAAUGCGAGUUUUGACUGAGGCAAGCCUGCUGGCCGCCUACAAGAAGCCUAUCAUUGAGGUUGUCGUCGGAACAUUCAAAUUCACAGGGGAACGAGAGACAGAUCUUCCGUUUGAGCAAGGAGAGCGGCUCGAGAUUCUUUCAAAAACGAACCAGGAUUGGUGGGAGGCGAGAAACGCGUUGGGAACCACUGGAUUAGUGCCGGCAAACUAUGUACAAAUUCAGAUGGAAUUUCACAAUGACAGAACCUCAAAAGGCGCCAGUCAAUCGUCGAUCGGAAGCAGCGGAGGUGGCGCCGAACGAUUUUCGAGCGCCAGCACGAGCAGUGAUAAUAUUGAGCUCCAGCCCCGUCUGCCAGCAAAAGCCAAAGUGACGUUCGAUCGUGUCCCAAACGCCUACGAUCCGACCCAAUUGCGUGUGAAAAAGGGGCAAACAGUGCUUGUAACUCAGAAAAUGUCCAACGGAAUGUACAAAGCGGAACUCGACGGCCAAAUUGGCUCGGUGCCUCAUACAUACCUCAGAUUCACCGCCGUCAGCGAAUAAAAUCGUUUUUUUUUUCUAAAUUUUUAACCUUGAAAUUUAUUGAUUCGCUUGCCCCUCCACCAGUUUUCCUCUAAUACAUUACAGCUUUACCAUAGAAAAAAAUCGUUUUUUUUUCCAAAUUAUAUUUAUAAUGAUAUCAUGCACAAUUUUCGUUGCCUUUUCCGCCCACCGAACCCCAAUUCGUGUCCAUUCCAUUUUGUUCACUUUUCCCUUUCAACCUGCCGGAUGAUUAAUAAACCGUUUUAAUUAUGA
Caenorhabditis elegans is the source of this 1094-nucleotide messenger RNA. It is a transcript of the gene ced-2, whose product is annotated as Cell death abnormality protein 2. Bases 3 to 842 code for a protein of 279 amino acids. The transcript has 3 exons. NCBI's taxonomy places the organism in Eukaryota, Metazoa, Nematoda, Chromadorea, Rhabditida, Rhabditidae. The record is from RefSeq and is marked reviewed.